Molecule: messenger RNA, 1119 nt
Organism: Monoraphidium neglectum
Lineage: Eukaryota; Viridiplantae; Chlorophyta; Chlorophyceae; Sphaeropleales; Selenastraceae
Product: IMP-specific 5'-nucleotidase 1
Exons: 7
Coding region: 1-1119 (372 amino acids)
Biological process (GO): inosine salvage; nucleotide metabolic process; nicotinic acid riboside biosynthetic process
Molecular function (GO): magnesium ion binding
Source: RefSeq, a predicted model, not a curated record
AUGCGCGCGCGCGUCGCGGCGCUGGAGCGGCCGGCAAGCGGCAGCAACGGAACAGGGGUGGCCGGCGCAGUGCCAGUCAGCACAAGCGACGGCGCCGUCGCUGGCGCCGCCGGCCCCCAAGCGCAGCCGACCAUCGUCGCGCACGGCCGCGCGGAGAGCGCCACGCCCGGCGCGACGCCUUUCCAGACGCCCGGCAGCUCUGCAAUGGCGACCCCAGUAGGCGGCUCGCCCGCUACGUCUGCUGUGUCUGUGUCCCCCGCAUCCACCGGCUCUGCCCUGGACCUGGGGGAGGCCGCCGGCUACUGGGAGCUGCUGCUGCACCCCGACACCGAGGCCAGCAUCCCGCGCGCCAAGAGCGCCUCGGACGCCAGCCUGCUGCGGCGCAAGGGCCACCUCAAGGAGCAGGACCGGCUGAUCGAGUACAUCCGCCAAAUGCACGAGACACACACGUGCGAGGAGGCCAUGUACAAGACAGAGCGGUGGAUUGCGGACCACCGGCAGGACCCGCGUCGCAGUCGCCUCAAGCGCAUCGUGCCCACUGUGGGCAGCUUCUUCACGCCCCUCAAGCUGGUGGAGGCCUUCCGCGAGUACGACGCGUUCUUCCACCUCAGCCGGCGGCGCUACAUCCCGCCAAACUUUGCUGAGCUGCGCCACAUACUCAACAUUGCACAGGUCCAUGCCAGUGCAGAGUCGCUGCGUCUGAUCACGUUUGACGCGGACGGCACCCUCUACGCGGACGGCUGCCACAUAGAGCAGGACAGCGAGAUGAUCCGCCUCAUGGUGUCACUCAUGAGGCUCAACGUGCACGUCGGCAUCGUCACCGCCGCGGGGUACCCGGGCGACGCCUCAAAGUUUGAGGGCCGCAUCGAGGGCCUGCUCAGCGCCUUCAGGCGGCUGCGGCUGCCGCCUGAGAUUGCGGGGCGCUUCCACCUGAUGGGGGGCGAGUGCAACUACCUGCUGAGGGUGGACCCCUCCACGUGCAGGCUGGAGUUCGUGCCGGACGAGGAGUGGCAGACGGCCGAGAUGAGGGCCUGGAGCGAGGAGGACAUCCGCGCCACACUGGACGAGGCGCAGGUGCGGGGCGGAGGCGGGUGCACAGCGGGGGUCAGCUGGGCCUGA